Molecule: messenger RNA, 1227 nt
Organism: Ipomoea nil (Japanese morning glory)
Lineage: Eukaryota; Viridiplantae; Streptophyta; Magnoliopsida; Solanales; Convolvulaceae
Product: protein FAR-RED IMPAIRED RESPONSE 1-like
Exons: 1
Coding region: 1-1227 (408 amino acids)
Biological process (GO): regulation of DNA-templated transcription
Molecular function (GO): zinc ion binding
Source: RefSeq, a predicted model, not a curated record
AUGGGCAGCAUACCGCGUAUUACAGUAACCGAUCAAGACCCGGCAAUGAAGGUAGCAAUUGCAAAAGAAUUUCCGGAGACCCGACACCGUUAUUGCAUGUGGCACAUAAUGACGAAGGUGAGUGAUAAGGUGAGCGCAGAGAUGGCACGAAACGAAGAGUUCCGAAGGGAACUAAAUGAUGUAGUGUGGAAUGACAGCGCGACUUCCGAAUAUUUCGAAGUUGCAUGGAAAGGAGUAAUUGAAAAGUACGAAUUACAAGGAAAUGCAUGGCUGAAUCGUAUGUACGACGAGCGUGAGAAAUGGGUGCCUGCGUGUUUUGAAGACGUGUUUAUGGGCGGACUACUCCGUACAACAUCCCGGUCUGAAGCAGAAAAUAGAAUUUUCCGAACCAACACAAACAAACACAUGUGUCUUUCGGAAUUUUUCAUCCGGCUAGAGAGUACAAUUAGAAAGCAACGGAUCACAGAGGCGGAUCUAAGUGGGUCUUGCAACGCACAAACACCCUUGUUCAAAACGCAACUGCGAAUAGAGCAAGAUGCAGCGGCACAGUACACAUUAACUGUGUUUUACGAGGUACAAGAGAAUAUAUGCGCCGGAUGUUUUGAUUGUCGAGUGCGUUCUGUCAAGCAUGAUGGCCCAAUAGGCACGUACGUGGUUGAGGAUGAAUAUAACAAGAGAUUCACGGUCAUAGUAGAGAAUGGGACAAACACAACAACUUGCACUUGCCGAAUGUACACACGGAUUGGUUUGUUGUGCAGUCAUGCUUAUGCGGUGCUAAUCUACGAACGGAUCGAGCACACACCUCCCCAACAUAUCAACCCCCGAUGGACAAAAACAACAUUAAAAAACACAAAUGGAGUGGGGAAUGAUAGUCUGCAACAUGCUAGGACUUCUUCAACCAACAAUAACGAAGAAAACACCAUAAUUAAUUUGUUAUACAGAUGUCUAGGUCUAGCACAAGGAGACAGUUCGAAGUUGGAGCCGAUUCGAAAAACACUAGAGGAUUUCGAAGCGACAUGGUCCGAGAGCGGGGGAGAACGAGGGGGUCCAGAUAAAGGCAAACAAGUGAUUAUGGAGUCAUACUGCGGCGUCCCACAACCUGAGGAAGUCAAUGUGCACCCACCACCCAUUUCAAGCAACAAAGGGUCAGGAAAACGAAUGAGGACUGCUAAAGAGAUAGCAAUGAAGGAGCAAAGUAAGAAGAAACGAACAUGCAAGACCUGUUGA